Molecule: messenger RNA, 5170 nt
Organism: Ostrinia furnacalis (Asian corn borer)
Lineage: Eukaryota; Metazoa; Arthropoda; Insecta; Lepidoptera; Crambidae
Gene: fw
Product: CUB and Sushi multiple domains furrowed
Exons: 18
Coding region: 159-3497 (1112 amino acids)
Source: RefSeq, a predicted model, not a curated record
AAGGCAACGGUGGGGAUCGCGCGGGCGCCAGCAAAGCCAGGCCCCAGUCCAACUCAGGCGCACGACCGAGCGCUACCGUCAACUGUCAAACGUCACUCUUACUUUCAAUCGACGCGAGUUCAGUGUGUGACAUGAAAAAGUGACUUUAGUGACACAUAAUGCUACUGUGUGCUUUACUUUGGAUCGCUCUCCUAACGCCGGCGCGUACACAAGCCGAGCGACUGUGCGGGCACCCAGCUGUCCCUGCCAACGCCCGAGUGUCCCUGUCUGCGGACCCCAUCGUCCCAGGGACGCUCGCCACAUACGAGUGUGAUGAUGGAUAUGAACUCUUCGGCGCACAUGAGAGAGAGUGCACUUUGAGGGGAGACUGGACUGCUGAACCUCCCUUUUGUGGUACAAACGUAGCUUUCCGCAAGCCAGCCAACCAGUCCACCACAGUGCGUGGUGGCGCCGCAGCCAAUGGCAAUGAUGGCGAGAAGACCACAGAACACGAUGGCAAGAGGUGCACAGAAACUCAGCGCGAGGCUUCCCCGUGGUGGCAGGUGGAUCUCCUCAGACACUACGCCGUCAAAGUAGUCCGAGUCACCACUAGAGGCUGUUGUGGUCACCAGCCUCUUCAAGACCUGGAGAUCCGAGUGGGAAACAGCAGCACAGACUUACAGAGGAACCCGCUGUGUGCCUGGUUCCCAGGCACAAUAGAUGAAGGAGUGACGAAGACCUUUACUUGCGCAAGACCCUUGAUUGGACAGCACGUAUUCCUGCAACUGGUGGGGGUGGAGGGCUCGCUAUCCCUGUGCGAAGUCGAGGUCUUCACGACCGAAGAAUUCUCGAACGACCGUUGCGCACCGGCUGGGGCCCCGGCGGACAUCGAACUGGCUGCCUUCUCUCGGAACUGCUAUGAGUUCAACGUAGCCAAGGGUGGUUCCUUUGAAGAGGCGAGGAAGCAGUGCCAAUCCCAUGGGGGUGACCUGAUCCAUGGCUUUCAGGGAGCAACAUCGAGCUUCUUGAUCCAAGAGCUGGAGCGCCGCAAGUCCAAGCUGAAGACUCAACUAGUCUGGAUCGGGGCCCAGAAGGAGCCCGGCCUCACCUCCAGGACUUGGAAAUGGGUGGAUGGCGAAGUGGUGACCAAACCUACUUGGGGCAAGGACCAGCCGAACAACUACAACGGCGAACAGAACUGCGUGAUGCUGGACGGAGGCCGAGCCUGGCUGUGGAAUGACGUGGGCUGCAACCUCGAUUACCUGCACUGGAUCUGCCAGUACCUGCCUCCGUCGUGUGGAAGUCCGGACAAGCUACUGAACACAACAAUUGAAGGGAACGACUACAAAGUCGGUGCCACCAUUCACUACCGGUGCCCGGAGGGUCACAUGCUGUUGGGAGACAAGACCAGGGAGUGCCAGGAAGUCGGCUUCUGGUCUGGAUCAGCACCGAGCUGUAAAUACGUUGACUGCGGUGGUCUGCCGCCAAUCCAAGAUGGCGAAGUGUCUUUAGUGGACGGUAGAACGACCCACGGCGCUAAAGCGGUAUACAACUGUCGCGAGAACUACACACUCGUGGGCGAAGCGGAGCGGCAGUGCGGAGACGGAGGCGUGUGGAGCGGAGAGGCGCCGAAGUGCCUGUUCGACUGGUGCCCGGAGCCCCCGCCAGUGGCCGGCGCUGUAGUCACCAUCAGCGGACACAAAGCUGGCUCUCUCGCUACGUACACUUGCCAAAAUGGAUUCAUACUAUUUGGACCCCCGAGCGUAACCUGCACCCUAGGCGGCGUCUGGUCGGGUGUGCCGGCGUCGUGCAAGUACGUCGACUGCGGCACUCCCGCGCAGCUUCACAAGGGUUCCUUCCGCCUGCUCAAUGGAACCACCACAUACGGCUCGGUCGCGCAGUUCGCGUGUGAACAGGACUACUGGCUGGCCGGGGCAGAGUCCUUGACGUGCAACAGGGAUGGGAAGUGGUCGCAUGAUAUACCGUCUUGUGAACUGAUAACCUGCCCCGACCCCGAAGUGCCCUCCGGCGGGUACAUGGAAGCUUACGACUACAACGUCCACUCCAGCAUCGACUUCCACUGCGAGAAGGGCCACAAGCUGGUCGGCGAGCAGAGCCUGGUGUGCCAGCAGGACGGCGAAUGGUCCGGGGAGUCGCCCAAGUGUGAAUACGUGGACUGCGGGAAACUGCCGCCUCUGCCUUACGGUGCUUCAGAGCUGCUGAAUGGCACAACGCACCUGGGCAGCGUGAUUCAGUACUCCUGCACCACAAACUACCGUCUGGUGGGGCCCGUGCGCCGCGUCUGUACUGCCGACUACCAGUGGAGCGACUCAUCUCCUAGAUGUGAAGAAAUCCGUUGCCCCGACCCAGUGGUGCCUGAGAACAGUAUCGUCUCUGUCACCGGCAACGACCGCAUGCACGGGCGAACGCUCAUCAGGACAUCAGUCAGCGUGACUUCUGGCAACACCUACCGUAUCGGAGCCCUUGUCAAGUACCGAUGCGAGCGAGGAUACAAGGUGGUCGGCGAGAGCUUGUCGACGUGCGAGGAUAAUGGACAGUGGAGCGGCACCACGCCAAGAUGUCAAUAUGUGGACUGCGGCAACCCUGGACGCAUCGACAACGGCAAGGUGACGCUGGCAACCAACGCGACGUACUACGGCGCGGCCGCGCUGUACGAGUGCGAGGAGCACUGGCAGCUUAACGGCGUGUCUCGUCGUCUCUGCCAGGACAACGGCACCUGGAGCUCGGAGGCACCCAUGUGCAAAGAAAUCACAUGCCCCGAUCCGUCGAUCCAGAUCAAGGGCAGCACGGGUCUGGUGGUGGCCACUUCAACCCUCAGCAUCGGCGGCGAGGCGCACUACCGCUGCGAACGCGGGUACAGCCUCAAGGGCAACCAGACCAGGGAGUGCCUGCCGAAGGGACAGUGGAGGGGCGCUCCGCCUGUGUGCAUACCGAUAGACUGCAAGGCGCCCGGCCAGAUCGAGAACGGCCGUAUCAUAAUAUCCAACAGCUCCACCUUAUUCGGGAGCUCCAUCGAGUACCACUGCUUGCCGCAGUUCCAACGCGUCGGUCCUUUCCUGAGGAAGUGCAUGGACGACGGCAAGUGGUCCGGGGAAGAACCGAGCUGUGAGCUGGCCACCAACGAGGCGGCUGAGAACGGAACUCUUCCGUUGAGCGUGGGCGUCGGCUGCGGAGUUGUAUUGUUCCUACUAAUGCUGCUGGGAGUCAUAUACUUGAGGCUCCGAAAAGCGACUCCAGUGAAAAACACAGAGAAUAUCGAAGGCGCAGAAAGAAAAGAGGACCAAAACGCAGCAGUGAUGAGCUACGCGACGCUUCACGACACAAACGGACGCCAUAUUUACGAUCACGUCUCAGAUAAUGUAUACGACUCACCGUACAGCGAAAGAAUCGCCGAUAACGUAGCCUAUGGAAGGCGAAGCGACACAGAUUCCGCUUACGAACCCGAACCAACUGGACCUAAUGCCGUUGUCACCAUUAACGGCGUUGCGGUCCGUUGAUCAACCUUCAAACGAAACAAUUGAAAACUGCACAGCUCGACACGCGUUGAGCUAUCCGGCUCAAAGGACCAUAGUUAAAACAAACAUGGGUAACCAACUGAAUCGAUUCUAUCGAUCGUAUUCGUGUCUAUAGUGUCAUAUAAAUCAGUCAAAAACUCUUAUUUGGUACAACUAUGUUCCUGUGAAGCUAAAUUGUAACAUCAAUUUUUUAUACUUAAAUACAAAAUUGUUUAUCACAAUGGUUACCAUUUUCCUUAGAGUUGAGUGUUCAAAAUGACGCAAUAGGUUAGGGAAUAGGUAAAUGUAGUGAUUUCAAAAGGAGUCGAGGGUUACAAAAAUGUUAUGUGUUCGCUGUAAUCACCAACCCUUACUAGGUAUUGAACCAAAGAUGUAAAUGAGUUGGAAUUGGUAUAAUAAUGAUAAAUAAAAUAGUUUUUAAUUGUGUUGUUAUAUUGCAAAUUUUUGUAUGUUAAACUGGCGAGCCAUCUGUAUAUUUAUUAAACAUGCCGUGUUGAAAAUUAUCUACUAAAUGUGCCUGUGAUACCUAAAACAAAGUUAAGUCAAAAAUUUGCAAUUUAACCAACACUUAGUUUAAUACUUUCUGUUCAAUUAAUAAAAUAGGAUAACACUCGAUUGUCCUGGCAACUAAACCUGUUUCUUUUUUCAGAAUUGAGUUACUGAAACUUCUAAUUUAUAUCAUUGUGUAUUUUAUAUGGAACCGAAAGUAUUAACGAGUAAAUUAGCAUAAUAAAAUAAGAUGAUAAAAUGUAUUUAUUGUUGUAUCGAUGUAGGGUAAGAGAAUAUAGGAUUUGAUGCCAAAAUAAUAUUGUAUUGCUUUUUAUAAAUAUAGUAUUAGGUUAAAGCUAUGGUAAUUACUUUAGAUUAAGGCCAAAUUUUUCAUUAUCCGGAAAGUUUUUUCCAGAGAUGUUGACGAUGACAUUAAAUACCUGUUUCAUUAAAAACUUCAGAUAAAACCAAACUAACUGGCGAUUGAAAAAUUUGCUCUUAUUAAAUUGUUCCUUUUUAUUAUGUUUUUAAACCAAUCCAAGACAGUGUCAUACAAAAAUAAACGUCUAAUACAAAAAGAUUCUCACUAAAUAUGAUUCUUAUAACUUGGGAUAUUUAUUUAAUUUUAUAGGGUUUUGGUGAGAUUACUAACAUUACAAGAGCCUUUGUUGGUAUAAUUUAGUCUUUUUUAAUGUAUGGUUUAUAUUUGGUUAUUACAUGCAUAACAAUGAAACAUUACCUUUUAUAUAUUUUACAAUUCUUUUAAGUGUUCAUGUAAAUAGAUAGAUAUAGUUAAAUUUAAAUUUAUAUUUAGUGAAUUUACGAAAUUUGCCUACCCGUCACUGCCUGAAAAAGUUGACCCAAUCGGGAUUCUAAUGUUACUUACAUUAUUUCAAUAUUGCGUUUUUAUUUCAGCUGUGAUAAAUUAUAUCUAUAAAACUGUUUACCGUAAUAUUAUCGGCACAACAAAACAUAGACCUAUAUUAAAUCUCUGUAGGUAGUGUAUAUUGGGCCACAGUUCCGUUUCAGUUCCAGCUACUCAUUUCCGUUUUUGUCUCGCUCUUAUCAAAUGGUGAUUCUUUGCGAGAGAACGGGUAGCUGAAACUGUAACCCAUAGUACCUACCAACAUAAAUCUGGGUAUAAACUAUGAAAUAUUUUUUAACAA